AUGAGUAUCUAUUUUUCUACAUUAUUUGUCAUACUGACAGUCGAGAUGGCGAUCCUGUUUGUGCUAGUGUUGCCACUGCCUCACAGGAUCAGAAAGAUGUUGUACAAGACUUACUUCCAGCUGACCUCAAAUGCGCAGUUCAAGACUGUUCUAUAUAUCUUUGCCGGUAUCAUUGGGCUAUUAUUCAUUGACUCCUGGAAAAGAGCUAACAUUCCAGUUACGUUGUACCACCACGCCAAGAGUGACGAUGCUGAGUUGAAUACAUCCACACAAGUACUUGCAACAAGGGCUUUUAACCAGAGAAACGUUUACAUAUCAGGAUUCAUCCUAUAUUUCUUAAUUGGCAUUCCUACUGUGCUAAGUAUCGUUAGAAGAUUGGUCAAAUACCAGGACCACUUAAAUGACAAGGCUAAAGAGGAAGGUAAGAAAGGUGAAACAAAAACUGUUAAGGACGUUAAGAAGGGUAAGAGCGACAAAGUGGAACCAUCCAUUAGAGAAUUGGAAGAGACUUUGCAUGAAAAGACCGUUUCUUUAGAAGGUUUGCAAACUCAAGUGGAAAACUUGGAAAAGUAUUACGAUGAGAUGAACAAGCCAUUACCAAGCAAAGAAGUACCAGAGUCGGAGAAGAAAGUACAGUAA
Messenger RNA from Nakaseomyces glabratus, 639 nucleotides. It is a transcript of the gene YET1, whose product is annotated as Yet1p. NCBI's taxonomy places the organism in Eukaryota, Fungi, Ascomycota, Saccharomycetes, Saccharomycetales, Saccharomycetaceae. Gene Ontology annotation, cellular component: endoplasmic reticulum; endoplasmic reticulum membrane. Gene Ontology annotation, biological process: intracellular protein transport; endoplasmic reticulum to Golgi vesicle-mediated transport. The record is from RefSeq and is a predicted model, not a curated record.